Messenger RNA from Botrytis cinerea B05.10, 1439 nucleotides. It is a transcript of the gene Bcatp16, whose product is annotated as Bcatp16. Gene Ontology annotation, biological process: proton motive force-driven ATP synthesis. Lineage: Eukaryota; Fungi; Ascomycota; Leotiomycetes; Helotiales; Sclerotiniaceae. Gene Ontology annotation, molecular function: proton-transporting ATP synthase activity, rotational mechanism. Bases 600 to 1097 code for a protein of 165 amino acids. The record is from RefSeq and is a predicted model, not a curated record. The transcript has 5 exons.
GCUGGAGACUUGGGAAGGGGGUGGGGGGUCCUCGUCCCGGCCGGGUCUACUUGGGGCUUGGUGGUUUGGUAUCCGGGUGUUGAAACGGGGAAUUCCUGCGUUGAGGUGAGUAGGGGGAGAGAGCGAGGUAGCGAGGUAGCGAGAAUGGAUGGAUGGAUGGGUGGAUGGUUUCGGGAUGGAAUCGGGAUGGCGUGGGGUGGAGUGCUAGCCAUGGAUGCUUGGUUAGUAAGCUGAUGGGUGUUGGGUUGCACGUGAGAUGGGUAUGGGAUGAUGAUGAUGAUGAUGAUGAUGAUGAUAAAAUCUCGUGAUCAGUCAACACGUGAGGAGCGACCAGAACUCGAAAAUAAUUCUCUCUCCAAUCAAUCAAAGAUAUAUACCAAGAAUCAAUAGAAAAAUCCCCUCCAUCAAUCAUCGCUCCCAAACCCCCAAUCUCGCGCGUCCAAAAUUCCAUAACACGUGACUCCCAUUCAAAGCUAAAGAAAAUAAGUUAGCGAAAGGCAUCCCGACAUCAAACCAGCAAGCUCCCGCCCGCAAUCAACCCCCCCCCGCCUCUCAGUGAACGUCACGUCUCUUCAAUUGAAACACUCGACCCGUCCAUCAUGAACUCUAUGCGUUUUGCUCGCGCCGCUCUGCGGGUUCGCCCUACGGCUUUGAAAACUCCUGUUUUGCGCAGAGGGUAUGCUGAGGCUGUUGCGGAGAAGAUUAAGUUGAGCUUGGCUUUGCCUCAUCAGUCUGUUUACAGAUCCCAAGAUGUCGUCCAAGUUAACAUCCCCGCCGAAUCCGGUGAAAUGGGUAUCCUCGCCAACCACGUCCCAUCGAUCGAACAAUUGAAGCCAGGUCUCGUUGAGGUUAUCGAGGAGAGUGGUGGAAGCAAGCAAUUCUUCCUUUCCGGAGGAUUCGCAGUCGUUCAACCAAACUCUUCAUUAAGCAUCAACGCAGUCGAGGGGUUCCCAUUGGAGGAUUUCAGCGCAGAUGCAGUUAGGUCACAAAUCGCUGAGGCUCAGAAGAUUGCUGGAGGAAGUGGAAGUGAGCAAGAUAUCGCUGAGGCCAAGAUUGAGUUGGAGGUUUUGGAGACCUUGCAAGCACACCUUAAGUAGAGAGAUUACUCUGCCUUGGUGAUGGUUAGAUGAUAGAGACCUGCACAAUGUACAUCAGUGAACUAUUUUUUAUUGCGUUGUGUGAAAACGAAUACCAUAGCUUGUUCAAUUGAUAAGCCUGGUCAAUUUUAUAAUCUUAUCAACUAAGUUUUGAGAUUUAUCUUUGCUACUUCUUGAUGGGUUCCAUGAUAUGGGAAAAUGGAUAUGUAAAUUUUGAUGAAUAGCUAUACACGCCGACAAUAGCUAAAAUCGGUGAUUGUUCUUGCCCUUUCGGCUGUUGUGUUCCUCCCAACGAGACUUGUUAGUUUCAAUUCAAGGACUCGAUCUUGAUCUCCAUCUUCA